GAAAUGUUCUUAGCAAUCAUAAAUUAUUUAAUCGAUAAUAGACUUUCAUCUAAAUAAGCUAAAUUAUCAAAUUAUAAAGAAAGAAUAGUUGAUAUAACAUACAAACAAACAAACAUACCUCCAACCAAAGCCAAAUCUCCAAUUAUUAUUUCAUAUUAAUUCAUAGGAGUGAUUUCACCAUAACCCAUUGAUACAAUAGUUUCAACUGCCCAAAAAUAGCUUAUUACAUAUUAUGUAAAAUGAUUCAUCUCAUUUAUAUUUCCAAUCACACUAUUUGAAUACUCUAACCAAGUUGGUUCAUUUAUUGAAAUUGAGU
Paramecium sonneborni is the source of this 316-nucleotide messenger RNA. The record is from the annotation of a GenBank genome assembly. NCBI's taxonomy places the organism in Eukaryota, Ciliophora, Oligohymenophorea, Peniculida, Parameciidae.